Messenger RNA from Funneliformis caledonium, 501 nucleotides. Lineage: Eukaryota; Fungi; Glomeromycota; Glomeromycetes; Glomerales; Glomeraceae. The record is from the annotation of a GenBank genome assembly.
AUGACCGCCACCACUCAGUUAGCAACACUUGAUCAAUUUGUACCGGAAUUAAAGAAUAUAGAUUUUCAAGAUCAUCAACAACUUCAGUUCAUUGAUGGCAUCCCAAUAACUUAUAUCCUAGAUAAAUUGCAUCAGUUGGGACCAAAUUAUUAUAAUGACAAGUCAACCGCUUAUGCGGAACUUCAAGUUUAUGGAUAUGACAAGAAAUCUUUUUUCGUUCAUAAGGAAUAUCUCAUAUUACAAUCAUAUUUCUUUAAUGAAGCGUUUCGACAAUUGACCGAUGGUGACGUCAUAACCAUUUCCUUACCUUACCCUCAAGAUUUUGAACCUAUCCUAGAAUAUUUAUAUGAUGGGGAUGAUGGUAAAUUUUAUGAUACUUUGACGGUGGAUAAUUAUGAAAGAAUCUGGAAAAAUGUUGAAUACCUUGGUCUAGGAGUUGAACCAAUCUCUAUUUGUCUCGAUUUUCAUCAUCAUGUUACCAAAAAUUCCUUCACUAGUUGA